Molecule: messenger RNA, 987 nt
Organism: Castor canadensis (American beaver)
Lineage: Eukaryota; Metazoa; Chordata; Mammalia; Rodentia; Castoridae
Source: RefSeq, a predicted model, not a curated record
GCGCGUCUUUCCUGGAGCUGUGGGUGGAGCGCGGCUUCCUGGAGCUGUAAGGGGCAGGAAAAAAUGUCUAUACUCACUUCUCCCAGAGGAAAGGUAGAAGUGGUUCAUUGCCGAAGAACAGAAUCACAGGAUGUUUAUUGUAUCAAAAGCCUCAUUAGAAAAUUUACCCAGAAGCUGUUUGGGAAGCUUAAUAUCAUCUAUCUUCUAGAAAAGGCAAAUCUUGCUGUUACCCUCUGCAAUGACAAAGAGGAGAUCAUGGCUCAUGCCUCCUUCUUGGACUAUCCCAACUGGAAUGUUGCCAAGCAGGACAACUGGGUGCCCGUGUUCCAAGAGCUCGACAGUGAAAUCCCAUGCACACCUCUGAAUACUUUGUUCAUGCACCUCUUUGUGGCCGUGGAUGAGUACUCCAUGGGCUGCUGCAAAGAGAUUAUUCGGACUGUGUUUAAGGCUGUGCCAGAACUGCACUUCAUCUUCCUCAUAGUGCCAUCCUAUAUGAGCCUAGGCUCAACUCUCAUAACUGUUUUUGACCAAGUGGGGAACAUUCCAUGUCUGACGUACAGUGAAGAGUUUGCAGUGCAUAUAUGUCACAGGCACAACCACUUCCCUCAGCUGCACAUUCGCAGAGCCAGGGUGGAAGACCAUGAUGAUCUCAUGCCAAUAUUUAUGCGCUAUGACACCAUUCUGAAGGAAACUUAUGGUGACUACUUCCUGGCUGAACUAAUAGAGGCCCAAGAUGAAGAGAAUCAUGCUGUCGUGUGUGAGGUGGAAGGUAAAGCUGUUGGGUUCAUGAAUGUGUGCUCGAGAGUGGACUUGCCACUGCUCCAUGAGUGCUUCGACUUGGGGCCUUUCCACGGACUCUGUGUCCCACAUCCUGAUGAUGUUCUGGAACCACCACAAGAAUACAGUGUUCAAGAAAUUCAAGCCAGGGAUGGAAAAGUGUUUUCCUUUUGUAUUGAUGACAACAUCCUUCCUAAAGGAUGGAUUUGA